UAUAGCAACAUUGUCAUAUUAAUAAGGGACGCGUUUGUUGAGGACUUUCUUAUCCAAGUCGUUUGUUUCCUCGAGCUCUACAAAGUACAAUGAGACAAACGAGCGGAAUAAAUCCUCUCUUCAGCUUUCCUUUCUUGCUUUUGUUAGUAGUUUCUGGUUUUGGGAAAGUGUCAUCAACAAAUGAAGAAUGCACAGAUGCACUUGGUCGGGAGUGUUUCCGGUAUAGGGAUGAAGACUGCGUUGGUGUGUACGAGACUUGGGCCAGGGCCAACUACAGUCUGCGAUGUGGAUACUGUCCACAGAAACUACCCUGUGUAGACAUCAUAAACUACUGCAGUCAAUUUGGGACAGAUGUGUGUCAAAAGGAGUUCUAUGGACAAUACCUGAGGGAGAACUGCAGAAAGACCUGCAACUUCUGUAGAGCUCCAACAGAGUACCUAGUGUCUAGUACCACCAGUACCACUACACCAGGUAGGUCAACUCUAAUAAGUAAAUCAGAUUAUAUAGAGUACCACAGAUUAUAUAGUGUUAAGUACCACCAGUACAACUACACCAGAUAUAUCAGUACCACAGAGUACCCAGUGUCUAGUAAAACCAGCACAACUACACCAG
Saccostrea cuccullata (small rock oyster) is the source of this 612-nucleotide messenger RNA. RefSeq lists its product as uncharacterized. The annotation marks the transcript as partial. Lineage: Eukaryota; Metazoa; Mollusca; Bivalvia; Ostreida; Ostreidae. The record is from RefSeq and is a predicted model, not a curated record. The transcript is spliced from 6 exons.